Messenger RNA from Macadamia integrifolia, 2163 nucleotides. RefSeq names its product transcriptional regulator STERILE APETALA. The record is from RefSeq and is a predicted model, not a curated record. The transcript is spliced from 2 exons. NCBI's taxonomy places the organism in Eukaryota, Viridiplantae, Streptophyta, Magnoliopsida, Proteales, Proteaceae. The coding region runs from base 195 to 1568 and encodes 457 amino acids. Gene Ontology annotation, molecular function: protein binding. Gene Ontology annotation, cellular component: preribosome, large subunit precursor.
CCAUCCAUUAACGUGCUCCGCCGUCGUUGCAGGGCGGGAAAUACCCAAAAAAUAUAUAUAUUUUUAUUUUUUGGGAAAUUAUAUAUAUAUAUAGUUGAUAGUUGAUAUCAUUGUCUAUCUAUCUCUGUUGAGCUGCUUUCAUUUUCAUUAUUAUAGUUUUCUCGUCGUUCACUUUAUUUUUUUUUCACUUUUGAAUGUCGUCUUCAGCAUCUUCUUCUUCCUCACAAGUAGGAAGAGGAAGAGGAAGAAGAAGAAUGGUUAGAAGAGAUAGAGAUGGUGGACGACGAGGAGGAAGACCUUCUUCUUCUUCCUCAUCUCCUCCACUACCUCGUAAUGGUGUUUGGCCGGAACCUUUCGUUGAAGCCCUAGCUUUACAGGUCGCUAUCGAUGCUGUUCGUACCUCAGGUCGACUUGCUGCUGCUCCCGCCAUCGCCAAUGUCUUUCAGGUGUGUUCCACGUGGCGUGCCGUAUCACGCUCCAAUCAUCUGUGGCAGGAUCUCACUCGUCGAAUCUGGAGACGUCAGCGUCUGCUACUUGACACGUGGCGUGAAGAGUUUAUUUUCUGGCAUCGUACGACUCACAAUUUCCGAAUACGAAGGGCCGUUUAUACCCGACUGGAGAUCAUGGACGGUGACGGCAACGGCAACGGCAACGAAUUGAUUUGCCGGCGACUUGCUCUCUCAAGUAUGUACCUCGCAUGUGGUUUCGUCGACGGUUCUGUCCGUCUGUUCGAUCUGUCGUCUGGGAUCCACGUCAACACCUACCGGCCUCACCACGACGAUCGACUUGGGCCUUUCUCACGUGCGGUAUCUGGGAUCGUCAUCAACGAUGAGCCGAGGCUAGUGUUCGCCACCAUGGAUGGGGAUAUCCACGUGGCUAUAAUUGGAGGCCCAGUAACACGUUGUGCGCAAGUGGGGAACAUGGUGAACGAUGGGGCGUUGGUGGAUUUCGCCGGUUGUAGGAGGUGGUGGGUGGGACUCUACGCAGGAGUUCCGGGACGGGCGUUCCAUGUAUGGGAUGGGGUGACGGAGGAGCUACUCUAUGUGGGGGAAUCGUUGACUGACCCGGAAGCGGUCAUGGGAUGGCGUAUGCUUGCCGAAUGGAGCGAGUCAUUGGGACGAGUUAGGGUGUCUAGCCUGGAAUGUGCCGUUGCAUGCACCAGCGUUGGGAUACUGGUGUUGGGGCUACGUGACCCACUAGUGUUGGGUAGUGAGGAUUUUGAAGAAGGGCUUGUUGUAGACGCGUUUGACGUCAGCGGUGAAUUGUGUCUGGUGGUGGACAGUCGGGGCACGGCGAGUGUACGGCGAAUAGGUACCAUGGAGGAGGUUUAUGGGUUUAGAUUUAGGGGUGGUGGCGGUAGGAUUUUAGGGUGCAUCAAUGGUGGGUUCGUGUUCUUGUGCAUUGGAGGUAAUGUAAGGGUAUGGGACGUGGAGGAUGGCCGGCAACCUUACUACUUGACAGAGAGGAGGAUACGUGAAGAAACAAGAGCCUUGAUUGCUGAUGAGAGAUAUGUCGCUGCUUGCUCUGGCAACACGCAGAUCCAUCUCUGGGAUUUCGGGGCUCUCUAGACAAUAAUCCCGUCGGCCCAAAAAAAAAAAAGUUGUGAAUUGUUUUUUUUCACGAGUAACAAUGCAUUGUGUCGAGUGGGAGAGAGAAGGUGGGUUAAGUAAAAAGUAGAGAAGGAAAUGAAUGGAAUAUUGGGAUCCGAUCCAGCUUUGGAAGAAGGUGAGGAGGAGGUAUGGCUAACCUUAACUGUAACCAGGUCUUUGCAGUCUAAAUUGUUUUUUUUAUGAUCUUCUGACGAGGGGAAGCUAGUGGGGGAGAUGGGCUUUCUCAGGAUUUAUUAAUUAAUGGAAAUUGUUAUUCAAUUUUAGCUGAUUUUGGACCAAGGUUUGCAUUCCUGUUUGGCGUUUGCAGAGAGUUGCAUUGGUAGGUUCCUUUGUACUUUGCAGAAAGAGGAGGAGAAAGAAGUAAUGGCGUUUUCUGCACCGUAGUGAUCAGUAGGCCUUGGCUUUCCGAUAGAGACUUAAGAGAAGAAGAGGAUGAAGUCAGCAGAGCUGCAGGUGGGGGGAGUUUUCAGCUUUAAUUUGUUAUUUUGUGCAGCUAAACUCUUAGAAAUUCUAAAAAUCUAAGUAUUAAAUCUGAUAUUGCUUUGUUUAUGAA